This is a messenger RNA of Aureobasidium melanogenum CBS 110374, 1380 nucleotides long. RefSeq names its product nicotinate phosphoribosyltransferase. The record is from RefSeq and is a predicted model, not a curated record. The coding region runs from base 1 to 1380 and encodes 459 amino acids. The transcript is spliced from 2 exons. Gene Ontology annotation, molecular function: nicotinate phosphoribosyltransferase activity. Gene Ontology annotation, biological process: NAD+ biosynthetic process. NCBI's taxonomy places the organism in Eukaryota, Fungi, Ascomycota, Dothideomycetes, Dothideales, Saccotheciaceae.
AUGGCACACUCAAAUAAUGAAACGCCUGAGGGCAUUGGUUCCUUGCUGGAUACAGAUCUUUACAAGCUUACCAUGCAAUGUGCUGUCCUGAAGUACUUCCCUGACAUUGAGGUCACCUACCGUUUCACCAACCGCACCGCCGACCUCAAGCUUAACCGCCAAGCUUAUCACUGGCUGCAGAAGCAAAUCGCCCAGCUCGCCAACAUUCGCGUCACAGACGAGGAGAUUGAGUACCUCAGUCAACACUGCUCUUAUCUCACACCCGAGUACCUCGACUUCCUGCGCAACUUCUCUCUCCGCCCAACCGAACAAGUCGAACUCUCUUUCCAACCAUCCACUCAGAAUGACAAGGAAUCAGAAUCAGACGAGGGCGACAUUGCUCUUUUCGUGAAAGGUCGCUGGCUAGACACAAUCCUUUAUGAGAUCCCGUUGCUCGCUCUCGUCUCCGAGGCAUACUUCAAGUUCUGCGACACAGAUUGGAACCACGAGGGACAGGUUGACAAGGCCUACGAGAAGGGUCUUCGCUUGCUUGAGGCGGGAUGUUCAUUCUCCGAGUUCGGUAGCCGAAGAAGAAGGGAUUACAAGACCCACGACAUGGUCAUGCAAGGCUUGCACCAGGCAAAGGACGAGGCUACUAAGCGCAGCUUCCCUGGAAAGUGGGCUGGUACCAGCAAUGUGCACUUGGCCAUGAAAUACAACGUUCCUCCUGUAGGAACUGUCGCCCACGAAUGGUUCAUGGGAAUUGCUGCCAUCACCGAUGACUACAAGAAGGCCAACGAGACGGCAUUACAGUACUGGAGUGGUACCUUUGGCCGUGGAGUUUUGAGUAUCGCUCUCACCGAUACAUUCGGCACACCAGAUUUCCUCAAGGCCUUCAAGAGACCUGCACCACCAGGUCACUCGCGCGAUCCCAGCCUGGACAAGCCAAACCCUAGCUUUGCUGAAGUUUACACUGGAACACGACAAGACUCUGGCAACCCCUUCGAGUUCAUCAAGAGAAUGCGCGAUUUCUACGACGAGCAGAACAUCACAGUGCCUAAGACUAUUGUCUUCUCGGAUUCGCUGAACGUGGACCGCUGCAUCGAGUACAUGUACGCUACCCAGGCAGCAAAAUUGGUGCCUAGUUUCGGCGUGGGAACUUUCUUCACAAACGACUUUAUCAAGAAGAGUUCUGGCGAGAAGAGCGUGCCGCUCAACAUCGUCAUCAAGCUGUUCGAGGCGGACGGCAGGCCAUGCAUCAAGAUCAGCGACAAUCUAGGCAAGAACAUGGGCGACUCGGAGCUGGUGGCAAAGGUCAAGCACGAGCUCGGCUAUGUCGAAAAAUCUUGGUCAGGAGGCGAUGAGACGAAGAGAUGGGGAACCGCAAAGGAAAGCGCUUGA